Drosophila obscura is the source of this 3974-nucleotide messenger RNA. RefSeq names its product ubiquitin-protein ligase E3C. The transcript is spliced from 9 exons. The coding region runs from base 234 to 3608 and encodes 1124 amino acids. Gene Ontology annotation, molecular function: protein binding; ubiquitin protein ligase activity. Lineage: Eukaryota; Metazoa; Arthropoda; Insecta; Diptera; Drosophilidae. Gene Ontology annotation, biological process: protein polyubiquitination; ubiquitin-dependent protein catabolic process. The record is from RefSeq and is a predicted model, not a curated record.
AAAAAAUCAAAAUAAAUUUAUCACGAAAAUUGUGAAACUUGAAGAACUUUAGCGCAGUUCAGGAGAAAGACAUCGUGGUAAUUUUUUGUUUGUGUGAAUAAUGGCCGUAGGAAGGUAGGACGAGGUACCUAAGAGAACGAGAUCAGCUGCUUGCACAACAACAACAACAAAAGAAACGUAAUAAAAAACAAGACGGAACAACUUCAAUAUUAAACCAAGACAAGUGCAGCGUCAUGUUUGGCUUCGAUGGCGAGUACCGUCGUCGUCCGGUGCAAAGUCUUGGUGGUGCUUCCCAUACCCACGACCGGGAGACUGUGAUACGGAAAGCAGCCGAGGAGCGACAGAAACGCAAUGAGCUGCGCCAGAAGGCCAACGGCGCCAUGGUGCUGCAGUCCUAUGCCCGUUCCUUCAUUCAGCGCCAGCGUCGCAAACGGGCGGAGCGGGAGGCCUUUGACGUAUACCUACAGGCUCAUCGCCAUCGCCUGACAGAGGAUGAGAGUCUGAAUUUCCUGCUGCGUCGCCUGAACUUCUUCUACAGCAGUCGCGAGGCCAAGGACGGCGAACGUUUGAUUGAAGUCUGCCAACAAAUCCUGCGUAGCCCUGGCCGCCUGCUGCAGCAUUCAGCAUCGGAUCCGAUCUGGCUGUUUCGAGUGUGCAAGCUGCUAGACGCUUGCCUGCUCCAAUUGACGCUCUCCCAGUCCGCCCAGGCCAUUCCCCUGCGGAUGCUGGAAACCUUUACAACAGUCACCGCCGUGGAGCGCUAUGUGAGCGAUGAGACAUUGCUGUUCAAAUAUUUGGAGCGUGUUUUCGGUUUCCUUAUCGCACGCAACUACUUCCUUCGCUUGCGCCAGCUGCUGGAUGAGAAAUGCCCGCCGCUGGAUGGAGAAACGCUGCAUGCCCCCAGUCCGCUGGCCGAGGCCCUGCUACAUUUGCUGCUGCGUCCGUUGGCAGUGGCCAAACGAGCCUGCACUGGGGGACAGGUGUUGCCCGUGUCAUUGCUCGUGUGCCAGAAUUUCGUCAAGGAUAUCCUGGCCACGCCCCACACGGAUGCCAUGCGCUGUUUCGUACUCCCCUGCCUGGCCGAAUGUCCAGAGUUCCCCUUCGAUCUGUUGAUGCGCUCGCUCUUCGAUCUGCUGGAAAAAGCAGCGGUGACUGCUACAUCCGAGUCAGAUAAUGCCUCCAGUCAGCGCAGCUUCUUGUUCCAUGGCUCGGAGAGGGGAAGUGGCGGCGCUAAGCAAACCGUGGUCCAACCAGUGGAUGCCUUGUUUACCUCAUUCUUACUUAACUCCCUCUUGGUGCUCGACCGCAGGCAGCUGGCCACAUUACAGCAGAGUUCGCUGCUCACUGUCUACGUGCGAAUCAUAGCCGAAAUGAUGCCCAACAUUCUGCUCCUUCCCAAGUCCACACUACGGACGCAUGCCAAUGCCCCGCAUCGGCAUGUAGACAGCGACGAUGAAUCGGAUGAGGAGGAAGAGGAGGACCAGCCAGCAUCACGCACACUGGACUACGAUAUGGAGCAGACAUGUCGCACGAGCACGGAACUGAGCAGCAAGGAGCGCGACUGUCUGCUGGAGUCCAUAGCCAUACUGAACGAAACGGAGCGCGUGGAUUUCAUUGUCCAGCAACUGGAUCCUCACAUCGAGCACAGCCAACUGAUCUACGCCCUCUGCGAGAUUUGCCACAACCUAAUGAUCUACAACAAGCACGCAGUCUACGAAUAUAAGCUGCUGUACACUUUGGCCUUCACUCCGAAGUUUAUUCGCGCCGUUUGGUUCAAGCUGGCCGCCGAAUCCACACAGCUUGGCUUCUCAGCACCGCUUAGCCUCAUUUCCAAGGGGGUUGUGCCGAAACAGCAGGGAGUGGAUCGCACCAUUCCAUUGUUGGCCACCUUCUGUAUGCUCUUUGGACGUCUGCUGCCCACUCUGCACGAUGUGGAGUUUGUGGAGAACAAGCUGUUGCUGACGAAGCACGUUCGACUGAUGCCCUUCUCGAUUGCGGAGAUUGUGCAAAUGUCCAAAACGCUGAAGGACAUUAGUCUGGGUCUGGUGGAGCUGGCCUUCCCGGAGACACGCAGCAAUUUGGCCAACUAUCGCAGCGUGUUGGGCCACACAGAGGCCGAUGACAAGAAGCUGCGCCAUCAGAAGCAGAUCUGGGCCAAUUUGCUCAAUGUUGUGGUCUUUGUGCUCAACCAGAUAUACACGCGUGACCUGCGCAUGGGCUUCUGUCCGGAGUCACACUGGACUGUCAGUCGAUUGGACCUGCCGCUGGACAGGCCAACCGAUCUUCCCCUGACCCAUAGCAGCCGUUUGCGCGGUAUUCGUCCCUUUCAACCGAUCCGGGACUUUACACGCGAAGACUUUGAGAACGGGCCGCCCAUGUCCACCAAGCAGAUACGCUCAAUAACCAUUCUGCGCGAGAUCCCAUUUGUGGUGGCCUUCAGCAAGCGUGUGAGCAUUCUCCAGGGUCUGGUGGCAGCCAACAAGAUGCGAGUCCAGGGCCAUUUGCAAGCCUUCCUCCAGGGUCCCUCCAUUAUGAUCACUGUCCGCCGUACGCAUCUGUAUGAAGAUGCCUACGACAAGCUGCGCCCAGAGAACGAGCCGGAUCUACGUCCGAAAUUCCGCAUACAGUUUGUCUCAUCGCUGGGUCUGGACGAGGCGGGCAUUGAUGGCGGCGGUGUAUUUCGGGAAUUCCUAUCAGAGCUUAUCAAAAGUGCAUUCGAUCCCAAUCGUGGAUUCUUCAUGGUGACCACGGACAACAAACUUUAUCCGAACCCGAAUGUGGCCGAUCUCUUUGGCGACUUUGAGAAGCAUUACUAUUUCAUUGGUCGCAUUGUGGGCAAGGCGAUCUACGAAAACCUGCUCGUGGAGCUGCCGCUGGCCGAGUUCUUCCUAACAAAAUUGGCUGGCAAAUACUCGGAUGUGGACAUACAUCAGUUGGCCUCUCUGGAUCCGGAACUGUAUCGAAAUCUGUUGUAUUUGAAGGACUAUACAGGUGAUGUCAGUGAAUUGAAUUUGGAUUUCACGGUGGCCAGCAGCUCGCUGGGACAGACGCAGAUUGUCGAGCUGAAGCCGCAGGGCCAGAGCACCCCGGUGACCAACUCGAAUCGCAUUGAGUAUAUCCAGCUGAUAGCCGACUAUAAGCUCAAUGUCCAAAUACGUCGUCACUGCAAUGCCUUCCGCAAGGGUCUGUCCAAUGUCCUGCCCAUCGAAUGGCUCUAUAUGUUCAGCAACAAGGAGCUGCAAAUACUCAUAUCUGGUGCUGAGAUUCCCAUCGAUCUGGAGGAUCUCAAGAAGCACUGCAAAUACGGCGGCGAAUACACGCCGGAACAUCCCUCGAUUGUGGCCUUCUGGGAGGCAUUGGAGGGCUUCGAUGAUCUGCAGCGCAGGCAGCUGCUCAAGUUCGUUACCAGCUGCUCCAGGCCCCCAUUGUUGGGUUUCAAGGACCUGGAUCCACCUUUCUUCAUACAAAAUGCCGGAGAUAUGGAGCGCCUGCCCACGGCCAGCACCUGCACCAAUCUGCUGAAGCUGCCGCCCUUCAAUAGUGUGGAACAAAUGCGUGAAAAGCUGCUCUAUGCCAUACAGUCCGGUGUGGGCUUUGAACUCAGCUAAUCUGUCCAGCCAAUGGCUUCCAUAUGUGGGUGCAUACACUCCCACUUUCCCUUGAUCAGGAAACACAUAUCCCCGAAAACCCAAAACCCCAAAACCCUAAACCCAAAUAACACGACUCCAAUCCAAGGGACCCACCAGGCACACGGGCAGGCGGUGCAGAUAUUCCAGUUAUUCUUAGUAAAUAUAAAUAUGUAUAAUGACUUACGUAAAUGCGAUGUGUAAAGAAUGAAGCUUAUGAGGUCUGUUUAUCAAGGUUUUUCUUUUGAUUCUUUUUAGUUGUUUAGUUUUUGUGUCCCCUAUAACAAGCUAUGAGUGUAAAACAUAAGGAUAUAAUGAAUAUUUCCACGAUUAAGAUGAUUAAACCUA